UGACAGUGCUGGCGAAGGAAUGAACUUUUAAGGGAGGGGAAAAAAAUACAACCAGGAAGUUAAACAUAGAGGGAGCCUUCGCUUCUCUUCGUGUUGUAUCAAGUUCUCCGCUUAAAAUAAUUAAAUACGUUUAAUAUCUUUGAAGAAAGUCUUUUCUGGGUUUCGGUCAAAGUGCUGGCAACAAGAUGGACUAUGACCUGGAGCGAGGGGGUGCAUCUGCAACACCAGAGCCACUGAACAAGAUGGAUGCCAUAAAGGGUGAGGUUGAUGCCGUCAAAAGCAUCAUGACAGAUAAUGUGGACCGAAUUCUUGCUCGAGGAGAGAGAUUGGAUGAUCUCGUGGACAAGUCGGCGGGCCUGCAAGCUGGGGCCCAGCACUUCAAGCAGACAUCCCAUAAAGUGGCUCGCUCCUACUGGUGGAAGAACGUCAAGCUCGUGGUGGUCAUCGUGGUGAUCGUCCUCAUCAUUGUCCUCAUCAUCAUCCUCCUGGCUACUGGUGUCAUACCAGUCAGUGCACCUGUGCCGCCUAUCGUCCAACCCACAGCCGCCCCCAGCCCUUAAAAAACACACACACACACACACAUGCAGCGAUUGUACAUACAGACUCAGUUUAAUCAUGAACACACUCUUGAUGCACAGUUACAAAAUAAUAGAACAUAUUAAUAAAAUGCUGCUUUUUUUUUUUAGGUCGAGUUGGUGACUUUCAGUUUUAUCCGUUUUUCAUGCUUUGGGACUUUGGCAGUUUACCCUUUAAAAAAAAAAAAAAAAAAAAAUCUACAUCCAGUUUUUUUUAAUUUGUCACCGUUAAAAGAUGCUGGAUGAAUAGGUGUACCGCACAUUUGUUACUUCGUUCAGGCCGGAAGGAUCUUCCAGCCACAAUGUGGAUGGAAAAAUAAACAUGGAGGCCAAACUAGGACUAAUGCUACCUUUACAAAAAGCAGCUUGUGUAGUUUGAAAGAUGGAAAAUGCAGUGCUUAUUGUUAUUUGACUGGAGAUGAACAUCUUACUGUUGAUGACUGUAUUCCUAGAAAGGCUGAGAUAGCCACAAUAUGUUACCAUUUGUGUGUUUUUUUGUGGCCGGAUAAUCGAGAAAAGCCGGUAAUUAAACUACAAACAAUGUUUCAAACAUAUACGCAUAACAAAGUUUUUAAAAAUGAUGAAACGAACCAGCUCCACAGUGAAGUCACCACCUGACAAUGAUGUGGUAGAAAAAUCGCAUCUUUGUCAUCCGCGUAAUCGGAUACUUUGCAGCUUUGAUUUGCGGUGUCGUCAGCUUUUUUUGCGUCAUUGUGUGUGUCGUUUGACAUGUUGCUUUGUCUUCCUGCUUGACCGUUGUUUCCCCCUUUUACCUCGUAACCAAAGCAGCGGCGGUCGCAUGGCGACGGGAACGCCCGCAUUUGGAGGCAGAAGAGCUUUUGGGGGGGUUUGUUACAUUGUGUCAGUAAGCAGACCAUAUAUGGUUAUACAGUGGAUCCCCGCACAUUCGCGUUGCCGCAUUCACGGCAGAUUUUUGUUUAAAACAUUAUUUUUAUAUUUACAUUUUUUCCCACGGAAAACACAUCUCAUUCCCUAUAAGUCGGUAAUAAUUUAUAAUAAUUUAUAAUACAGGUGAAAUAUACAGCAUACAUGUACCACUCUUACAUGUUUGUCUUUUUUUGCGUCAUUGAUAGUGUUUCACACUCUGUUCGGCGUUACUUGAAUGCACCGUAGUUGUGUGCUGAGACGCAAAAGUUUGUUUGGCUAUGGAAGCACUAGCUUCAACGGACAUGGAUCAUCUCAUGUUAUCAUCCAUUAGUGGUGAGUACCUAUACAUUUUAUACUUGAAUGUGUCGAAUAAGUGUGUGAGGCAUAUUUAGGGCUUAAACCUGGAUUGUGUUGCGAGUGAACAGUGGCAAUUGAGGUGGGGGUGGAACUGAAUAUAAUCCAGUAAGUACAACAGUCACUUUUAUUGCAAAUGUUGAUCAGAAAUCUGAUUUGGAGAGGUGGAGUGGGUCGCGUGUCAGAAAUAGACAUUUUUAUGGUGGUCCAGGAACGUAACACCCGCGAAUAGUGGGGCUCAACUGUAUAGCUCUUAUAUGUCUUCCUGCUUUAUGUUAAUGUGCGUCUAUGAUUUAGGGGUAUUUAUGAAAUAAAUGAUGUUGUGGGCUUUUUCUAAUCAAACAUGAACAACUUCAACUUUGUCUGGAGAAGGAAAAAUGUUUUUUUUAACUCCACUUUGCAUCAAACUCUUUUCAUGCUCCAGGUGUGAAGUCGUACUGUGAUUGUCUCCAUCCUCGCCUGACUCUGACCACUGUUACUGUUAUUGUCAUCAUGACCUCUUGAACCCAAAUCAGCUGACCUGUGAUCCAGCUUUUUGCACCUCAAAAUGUCUUGCAUCAUAUAUUGGUUUUAGUUUUCUUAUAUGAAAUAAAUGCAUUUACGUCUGCUA
This is a messenger RNA of Dunckerocampus dactyliophorus (ringed pipefish), 2427 nucleotides long. RefSeq names its product vesicle-associated membrane protein 8 (endobrevin) (gene vamp8). The coding region runs from base 186 to 560 and encodes 124 amino acids. Gene Ontology annotation, cellular component: SNARE complex; plasma membrane. Lineage: Eukaryota; Metazoa; Chordata; Actinopteri; Syngnathiformes; Syngnathidae. Gene Ontology annotation, molecular function: syntaxin binding; SNAP receptor activity. The transcript is spliced from 3 exons. Gene Ontology annotation, biological process: SNARE complex assembly; vesicle-mediated transport; vesicle fusion. The record is from RefSeq and is a predicted model, not a curated record.